AUGAGGAUCCUCGGGCUCCACGGCCAUGGCACGAGCGCAUACAUUUUCAAGUCGCAGACAGCGGCCUUCCGAGCCAAGCUCGACAAGUCGUACACGUUUGACUUUGUCGACGCGCCGUUUGACUGCGCGCCGGCGCCGGGGGUCAAGGUGUUGUUCGACUCUGGGCACUACACGUGGUGGCCUAAGGCGACCAUCAACUCGAUCAAGGGGGCACACAAGUGGCUGAUCGACUACGCGGAGGAGCACGGGCCGUACGACGCCGUCAUCUGCUUCUCGCAGGGCUGCUCGCUGGUGGGGAGCUUCCUGCUGUACCACUACCGCGAGACGCCCGACGAGGAGCUGCCGUUCAAGGCGGCCAUGUUCGUGUGCGGCGGGGUGCCGCUGCCGGUGCUCGAGGACCUGGGGCUGCCCGUGUCGCAGAGAGCGCAUGACAUCAACGACGAGACGGUGCGGCUGCUCAAGCAAAAGGCCGGGGCGCUGACGGAGCUGGCGGCCAACCUGGACCGCAUCCGGCCGGGGGUGGGGCUGUGGGACGACACGGCGGGCCUGCUGCACGACCCGCGCGUCAUGCCGCUCGAGUCGGACGUGUUCGGGCUCGACUUCACGGCCAUGCCGGCCGACGCGUGCAUCAAGAUCCCGACGGUGCACGUCUACGGGGCCAAGGACCCGCGGUGGCCGGCCAGCGUGCAGCUGGCGCACUUUUGCGACGACAGGAAGAUGUACGACCACGGCGGCGGCCACGACAUACCGCGGUCGACAGAGGUGUCCAGGCAGAUGGCGGCGCUGCUCCAGGGACUCAAGGAGCAGAUCGGCUAG
This is a messenger RNA of Lasiosphaeria miniovina, 816 nucleotides long. Its product is annotated as serine hydrolase FSH. Gene Ontology annotation, cellular component: cytoplasm; nucleus. The coding region runs from base 1 to 816 and encodes 271 amino acids. The transcript is spliced from 2 exons. Gene Ontology annotation, molecular function: hydrolase activity. Gene Ontology annotation, biological process: secondary metabolic process. NCBI's taxonomy places the organism in Eukaryota, Fungi, Ascomycota, Sordariomycetes, Sordariales, Lasiosphaeriaceae. The record is from RefSeq and is a predicted model, not a curated record.